Odontomachus brunneus is the source of this 5501-nucleotide messenger RNA. It is a transcript of the gene homer, whose product is annotated as homer protein homolog 2. The record is from RefSeq and is a predicted model, not a curated record. Lineage: Eukaryota; Metazoa; Arthropoda; Insecta; Hymenoptera; Formicidae. Bases 316 to 1587 code for a protein of 423 amino acids. Gene Ontology annotation, cellular component: cytoplasm; plasma membrane; dendrite. The transcript is spliced from 6 exons. Gene Ontology annotation, molecular function: G protein-coupled glutamate receptor binding. Gene Ontology annotation, biological process: regulation of store-operated calcium entry; G protein-coupled glutamate receptor signaling pathway.
UGAUCAAAGCGGCGAGUUACAGCGAGGUUAACGGCGAAUGGCAGAACCUUUCGCGGAAAAUCGAUUAAAUCCAGGCAGACCGUGGUGAGACUCACGACUAUGUACUACGUUGUCGCGUGAUCGUCGCCGUUGUUCGAUAUAGAGAGUUUGGCCGAUGGCGGCUGUCAACUGGCGUAUCCCAGCCCACGGUCGAACGGUUCUCGACCGUUUCUCAGGAAAUCUCGCCUGUUCCGCUCCGAAAAUAGCCGCGGCGCGCUCGCAUUGAACGCGCUCACGACACUAUUUAUGCGAUUGUUCGACUAGGGAGCCUCUUAUAUGACAUCGGGCAAGGAAACGAUGGGUGAGCAGCCAAUCUUUACGUGCAAAGCGCACGUAUUUCACAUUGACCCAAAAACCAAGCGGUCUUGGGUAUCUGCAUCAACAGCGGCAGUAUCGGUUUCAUUCUUCUAUGAUUCCACCAGAAGUUUAUAUAGAAUAAUCUCAGUUGAAGGAACAAAGGCCGUGAUAAAUAGCACGAUUACACCGAAUAUGACUUUCACAAAGACAUCACAGAAAUUUGGCCAGUGGUCGGAUGUUAGAGCAAAUACCGUGUACGGUCUGGGUUUUUCAUCCGAGGCUGAGCUGGGCAAGUUUAUCGAAAAGUUUCACGAGGUAAAGGAGGCCACCAAGUUAGCUAGUGCCAAGUUACAGUCAAACAGUUCUUCGGUUACGCCAGCCACCAGCGCAAAUGUCAGCCCAAUUACGUCUCGAUCGGGUAUGCCGUCGUCGGAACAAGACCUGAUCGAUCCACCAAACUCUUCGAUGAUCAACUCCAACGUGUCGGCGUCAAACAAUCCAAAUCCGAAUGCCAAUAUGAUUUCCGCUCAGAACAGUGUAUCUUCGGUAAGCAGCAGUCCUUUACCUGGUAGUUGUCAAAAUAAAGUGGACGACGAAUUGAAAAACACAGUCCAUUCAAGAUCACAGAGUGUUUCUCAGCAGAGUACAGAUAGUCCGCAGCAUCAAGGGAAAUCGGCGCAAUUAAGCUCUACGCAAAGUGGCCAAUCCGCUGAGGUGCAGCUCAAGUAUGAGAACGAUAGGCUGAAACUCGCUCUAGCUCAAAGCUGUGCUAAUGCAAAAAAAUGGGAGGUCGAGCUGACCACUCUGAAAACCAGCAAUGCAAGAUUAACAAGCGCGUUACAAGAAUCUACAGCUAAUGUCGACGAAUGGAAGAGGCAGUUGCAAUCAUACAAGGAAGAAAACGCCAGGAUAAAAGCCAAAUAUGCUGAUUUGGAGGCUGGCAAAAUUGCGGAAGGGAACAGUGAAGCCCUGAGAUUAAGAGUCGAAGCGUUGGAAAGUGAAUUAAGAACGCGAAAUGAAGAAAUCAAAGCUCUCACAAUGGCCAACAAAAAUAAGGAUUUUGUGGCUCUGCAAAAGGAGAAUGGAGAACUUCGCGAUAUGUUGAAUGUAGUUCAUGAACAAUUAGAAAUUGCGAUGAGUGCGAAUAAGGUCCAAAAGCAAAAUUUGGAAACGUUAAACGCCAGAUUAGAUGGCUUUAUACAGGGUUUGGUAACUAUACAUCGAGAAAUUACGCAUACACUGCAAACUUAAGUUUGCGCCAUAGGUAAACCUAAGAAUGCCUUUCUUAGGUCUUUUGUAUUUACUAUUAUAAGCGCGAUGUGCGAAUGGAUGAUGUAGAUUAAUACAAAAGAGAGGCGUUCAACAAAAAUCGGACGCUGAUCGAGCGAAAAAUUAUAAGGUACACCGAGAAAUUAGUCGUCUCGAAAAUAGUACAUUACGGAAGAAAUUGCUCCCUUUAACAUGUAUUUAUACAUGAAUCGACCUGACAUUAGUAUUUAGCGUUUCUCUUUAGAGAUAAGUUUCGUGCCAUAAUCGUGUUAUUGUUACAUAGGAUAGAACACUUAACUUUAUCACCUUUCUUCCGACAUUGCUUCACAUUCGAAGCAAUAUAUAAAUCUAGUCUAAAAUGUGCAUUUCAUUUGGUCGGUGAAAUUGCAAAGGUGACCUGAAAUUUUCUUUCGUGAGUUGAAAUCAUUUUUCCUACAUCUUUCCUAAGUGUGGUUUUCAGAGAUAAGUUUCAGAAGGUUUUGCGGCUUGUGAUAGUCGUCCAUGUAUUUUCAUGUUUGCUACAAUAGGACGUGAAUAUUCACUAGCGGCAGAUGGGCCAAGCUCUCGCGUCAAAUUUUCAUAUCAAAUAUCGAAGUCACUUUAAUAUAGCUUUGUUGUUGAAAUUAAAAAAUAUUCAACUAUAUUUUCUCCUUCUCUCAGUUUAUUGAGCUUGCGAAUUUUGUCUAGGACAUACGUGAUUCCUCAGAAAUUGUUGGCGCGCAUGCAUAUCUCAAUGUAACAUCAUAAAAGAGUUGCGACUUAACUUUUACAAAAUGGCACAAAAGGAGUGCUUGUACAUAUAAAAACACAAAAAGAGUAAAUAAAACGUGGACAAUAAAAAAAUCAAUUUUAAAUAAUUUUUAAUAUGUGACUGAAGGAGAAUGUAUUAGCAUCUUUUUAUGCAUUCUCUCAUUUCUAAUUAUAUAUUCUCUAAAAUACUUUCUAAUUCACAAUUCUAUAAUAUAAAAUGACAUAAUGCUGUAUUUUUAUUUUCUUUUUUUUUUUUUUUGUUAUUCUCCAACAGAUUUCGAUUUUAGAACCUCUAUUCUUCUAUUUUAGGUAUAAGACAAACAGCAACAGAGAUGAUAAAAGAGUAAAGUUAAAUUUAAAUUAAACAUUCUGCCCAUAAUUCUUGAUCAAUUUUUUCAGUAUUGAUUUUCCAAUAUUUGCACAAGCACUAUCUUUUAUGUAAAAGUCUGUGGUACAAUUUCCCAUAUAAUGUUAUGAGAUGGUAAAGUUAGGUGUUCUCAUUCUGUAAAGUUCUAUACAAAAGGCAUACAUUUAUUGUUGAAUUUACCGUACAUGAAUACCAUUCUUAUGUAUAAAAUACAGUAGAACGACGGCUGUCCCAAGUUAUUGUGAGAGAAAUGUUUUCGUACAAGCGUCUCCCUGCGAAUAAUUCAUCUAAACGAGAAAACAAAAAGCACAAAAUAAUAUUCUUCCAAAAAUUAGAACAGCUACUUCCUUACACGCAUUAUUUAACUUAAACUUUACAUCGCCUCACAACUGCUAUUUCUUUCACAAUGCUAUUAUAUGAUGUAGAUUAUGUGUGUGUGUGUGUAUGUGUGUCUGUGCGCACGCGUAUGCGAAUGUGCGUAUAUACACAUAAUACACACACACACACACAUACGGAUAGGUAGAGUUCAUUAGACGUCACGCACUUUUUCUCGCCUUCAUCUUUUUUGGCCUGUUUAAUACAAGUUUUCUGUCAAGAAAUUUGUUACUAUCUCUUUUACAACUUUGUGCAGCGGUUCAAUAUAACAAAACGCUAUUCUUCAAACGAAUCUUUAGCAAGAUUUUUAAUUUGAGAAUAAAUUUACAAACUAUUUAGUAGUUUUGCAAAAGAAGUGACUGACGCAAAUCAACUUUGGGCGACGGAAAAACGAUUACAAAUUGAUCAAAAAAUCCAUAAAUGAAAGAAAGUGCUACGGAAGUCCGAGACAGCUUGUACAUAUGUUCAUUUUAGCUUUAAAUCCUGCAAUAAUCGUGCGACGUGUCAUUACAAAGCUACGUGUAGAUUUGUCAUGUAUCCUCAUAUCGUAUAAUACUGUAUCACCGUAUCGUGGCGUUUAUUAUGGAACAAAAAGGCAUAACGCGAUUGAUCAACUUUCGUAUGAUACUUGUUGCUACGCUGUAAUGUAUGAUAUGGGAAGCAAAUUUAAUUAUGUUGCACUGUAUUGUGUCGCUAUUUGCGAUACUUCGGUAGAACGAGGAUAUGUAACGGAUCUAUACGUGGAUUACGAUUUAUCACUUUAUUUAUCCGCUUAUUAACUGCAUCAUUUUUACAUUAUUUUAAAUUCUCACGUUGAGAUCUGAGGUACGUAUAUUUUGAAAAAAAUUUACUCAAACUCGCAUAAAACUCGCGACUACCAAGCGUUGGUACAUUAGUAGUGGAAGUUGAAGAGCAAUGUUAUAUUUAACAGAAAAGUAAUCUUACUGCUAAAUAAUUUAUUUAUUUAAGGAAUUUGGCAUUGUUUGUUUACUUUGCACUAUACGAUAACUUUCGUAUUAUAUAUAUACACACACACACACACACCAUAUUAUGUGAAAAUUGUAUUUUACAUACAUGGAAAGAAUCUCUUGUGUUUCAUUUUUUAUCAUGAAUUGUUACUCUUAAAGUAGAUAAUUUCCUGUGAAUUGUUACUCUAUAUUGGUUUUCUAAUUAAUCUACACUCGAAUUAAUCCAUGUUUUACUGAACGAUAUAAAGAUGCUUCAAUUUUUCAUGACAUAUACUGAAACUAAUUAUUGUUGCACGAAUCGCGACACGCGCAUUUAUUAAUUAAGUAACAACUAUGCGCACUCGUAUAUUAAGCCCAUUGAAAGAUAUGCAAUAAUUUGUAAGACAUGUAUCUCUUCUCGCGAAUUUGUAUAAAUCUUUUGUAAUUUGUAUACAAGAAUUUAUGUUGAAUGCACAUGUCGGUUACGUUUUUCUUUGUCUCUCGAUUAUUAUUAAUAUCAUGAUUAUAAAAAGAUAUUGCUGUUAUAUUAUCGUUGCUAUCGCUGCUAUUUCAACUAUUGCGAUCAAUACUGAUGCUAUUAUUAAGUCACUCAUAUCUUUCUCUAUUAUCACUACGGUCCAAACCUUUCUCUCCUCUCCCUCUCUCUCUUCUCCCCCUCCCCCCUCUCUCUCUCUCCAUCUGUUUUUAACAUCUUUAUUAUAUCGUUAAAUUUAUUUAUGUUAUUGCGAGUGGCAUUGCCAUUAGAAAUAUCUUUACCAGUGUUACAAAGCACCUGCGUGUUACUUGCGCGCCUGCGAUAAUAUUUAGUAAUUAUAUAUAAAAAAAAAUACAUAAAACAUAUCAAGAACAUAACACAAUUUCUCUUUAUCACAGGUACAAUAAUCCUUAUGAAGAUUUGGAUUGUUGUCCGACAACAAUCUUAACAUGGUAGAUGGCCUUGACUAUACAGGCUGGUCCGUUAUUACAUUAUUGCAACUGAAAAGUUGCACCUCGCGUGAAAAGUAAGUCUCGAAGGAGUAGGAGAUUAUUUCAUACAAUUUUAUUUCUCUCCGAGAAAAUUGUAUUUCUGAAAUUCAAAAAUUGUCUCACCGGUUUAGCUCGCGCUAAACUUUCGCGUUAUAAAACAUACAUUUUUAUUCAUAUUUCGAAUUUUGUAUCUAGAGUUAAAAUUACGAUUUGUAUCGCGAACAUUCUGUAUAGUCAAGAAAGUACGACGUAUGAUUUAAAAAUGCGUGUAAUAUGAUUCUUUACUGCGCACAAUUUAGAGACGUCAAGUGUGAGAUUGAUAUGUUUGACAAAGAAUUUUUAUUACGCAGAGAUUGUGUGUUGAUUUCAUCUUUACAAGACCUUGCGAUGCGUGUUGAAAAUAUACAUUUUAUUGUUAAGAGAACUAUGUAUCAUAUUCUGCAAAGUAUAAGAGAUUCAUUAUCAGAUUA